This is a messenger RNA of Trichomonas vaginalis G3, 1239 nucleotides long. RefSeq names its product protein ubiquitination. NCBI's taxonomy places the organism in Eukaryota, Parabasalia, Trichomonadida, Trichomonadidae. Bases 1 to 1239 code for a protein of 412 amino acids. The record is from RefSeq and is a predicted model, not a curated record. Gene Ontology annotation, molecular function: protein binding. The transcript has a single exon.
AUGAAUUCAUUGUACAGACUUAAGACUUUCAAUGACAAUGAUAUCGAAAAAAUUUUCAAUGAUAUUAAAUUUAAAUUGAUUGAAACAGAUAUAUUAUCACCUUCUCAGAUUUUACCAAUUAUUAAAACUGCUUCAAAAUUCAACAACUACUAUUUCAGGUCCUAUUGGACAAUAUUUAAGAAGGUUAUUGAAGAAUAUCAGCUGAAGCAAGCCAAACAUAUUGGAUAUAUUUUCGAUUACUUUUUUUAUAAAGAGUAUGGAUUUUUAUUAGAGGAAAAGCACCAAAAAUACAUUUUAUCUUACAACGCAAACAAUUAUAGUUUGGAUGUUCAUAAUGAAAACACGAUUUUCAGAUCAAUUAUGGAUGAUGACAUAAAGUCAUUCAUAACUCUUAUUAGACAAAAUGAUGACUCUGUAGGUAUUUCAUGUAAAUCAAAAUUCUAUAAAUCAGGUGAACAAUAUUCAUUGCUUGAAUUAUGCUGUUAUUAUGGCUCAGUUAAUUGCUUCAAGUUUUUGAGAACAGAGUUCGAAUUUGAAAUCACACCACUUUGUUGUGGAUUUUCUUUUUUAGGUGGAAAUCCAGAUAUUAUCGCUGAGUGUUCGAAGAAACGCGAAUGGGACUUAGAAUUAUCCAUGGAAUAUGCAAUAAUUUCACAUAACCUUGAUUUUUAUACAUUUUUGAAGAAUGAGUACCAGAUGGAUAUUAAUCUGGAAUAUUGCAGCAAAUAUAAUAAUCUUCAAGCAUUCUUAAUUUAUUUGGAUCAAACUCGUGAUUAUGAUCAAUGCUUUAUCCAUUCAUACUGUUUUAAUAAUCUGAAUCUGUGUGAAUAUUUACUUAAGCAUGGAGCAAAUAUCGAUGCAAAAUAUCAAUAUAACGAAACAGCACUACAUAUUGUAACGAGAAAUAAUAAUAAAGAAUUCGUAAAAUAUCUAAUAUCUCAUGGUGCAAAUCCCAAUAUUCAAGAUAACAAUCUUUCUACACCUCUUCAUUAUGCCAUAGAAAAUAAUGACCUAGAUAUAUUAGAGUUGUUUAUUUUGCAUGGUGCAAAUGUCAACAUCCCCGACAAAUUUGGAAAUACACCAUUUCAUAAGUCAGUAGAAUAUAACAAAAAUAAAAUUGCAAAACUGUUUGUUUCACAUGGUGCCAAAUUAAAAACAAGAAACAAUAGAGGAGAAUCAGUUCUUCAUAUUUCAACGAGAUGCAAAAAUAAAGAACUAGUAGAACUCCUAGUAGUAUAA